This is a messenger RNA of Anopheles cruzii, 304 nucleotides long. RefSeq lists its product as uncharacterized. The transcript has 2 exons. The coding region runs from base 76 to 234 and encodes 52 amino acids. The record is from RefSeq and is a predicted model, not a curated record. NCBI's taxonomy places the organism in Eukaryota, Metazoa, Arthropoda, Insecta, Diptera, Culicidae.
CAUGUAUAUUUAUCAAGUUCGUAAGUAGCCUGUGAUUUGCCAAAAGAAUUUUUCCCAAUUCAACUUGAAAGCAGAAUGGCAGAGAAAGGAUCUGGAUUCAUUGGGUUUUUCAAAAAUAUUUACAACGAUGAAUACAAAUGGGCGCUGGUCAAAAGUGCAUCGUUGUUUAUUGUAGGAGUGCGAGUGGCUCAAGAAUGUGUUGGACUUGAGCUAAUGUCGGCAGUUCCACACUGAAGAGUAGAGAAACUAAAAUUGAUAGGAUUUGCGUGUUUUGUCGUUAAUAAACCAUCUCCAUAAUGCCGUA